AUGGACCCAGGGCUUGAUCCACCGGCGACUGACGAACCAGCCGUUCACAUAGCUUAUGCAGCGAACCCGACCCCAAGCCAUGCCGUUAUCCACAACCACCCACCAUAUGCUGAGAUGAUAACGACGGCAAUAACGGCGUUGAAGGAAAGGAAUGGGUCGAGUAGAACAGCCAUAGCGAAGUACAUAGACAAGGAGUACUCAAACCUGCCACCGAGUCACUCAGCCUUGUUGACCCACCAUUUGAAGCGGUUGAGGAACACGGGUCAACUCGUCAUGGUCAAACACUCUUACAUGCUCCCUAGAUCUGUUCCUCCUGGUAACAAUGCCAACGGGUAUGCUCCUUCUUCCGAUGGACCUAAACGUGGGCCUGGUCGUCCUCCUAAGCCCAAUCCCAAUGCAAAUCUUGAGGCCCGUAUUAAUCCUGGAGAAGCUGGGUCUGAUGUGUAUCCUCCAACAGCUGGGCUUGAGGCCCAUAUUAAUCCUGGUGUUCUGGGGUCUGAUGUGUAUGCACCAGUAUCUGGGCAUGAGGCCCAUAUUAAUCCUGGUGUUCUUGGGUCUGAUGUGUAUUCUCCUUCUUCUAGCGGUUCAAAACGUGGGCCUGGUCGUCCUCCUAAGCCCAAGACUAAUACUAAUCAUGAGGCCCAGNUCCAGUAUCUGGGCAUGAGGCCCAUAUUAAUCCUGGUGUUCUUGGGUCUGAUGUGUAUUCUCCUUCUUCUAGCGGUUCCAAACGUGGGCCUGGUCGUCCUCCUAAGCCCAAGACUAAUACUAAUCAUGAGGCCCAGAUUAAUCCUGGAGUUGUUGGAUCCGAGGCAAUGUUGUUUUCGCUUGGGCUUGUUGAUGGACCACCACCUAUGCUGGCUAAGAGAGGCCCAGGCCGUCCACAAAAGGUUAAGACUAGGUUGGUGGGCGUAG
Molecule: messenger RNA, 912 nt
Organism: Ilex paraguariensis (yerba mate)
Lineage: Eukaryota; Viridiplantae; Streptophyta; Magnoliopsida; Aquifoliales; Aquifoliaceae
Source: the annotation of a GenBank genome assembly